Parnassius apollo (apollo) is the source of this 927-nucleotide messenger RNA. The record is from the annotation of a GenBank genome assembly. NCBI's taxonomy places the organism in Eukaryota, Metazoa, Arthropoda, Insecta, Lepidoptera, Papilionidae.
AUGUUUAGGUUUCAAUUUAUCAUUUGUGCUCUAGUUUUGUCUUUAAAUUGCAUCCAGAUUGAGAGUGCAGAACAAAAGAAAAGAGAUGCUAGUUACAGCAUAGGCCUCGGCCACGGAAUUGGUUACGGCCAUGGAGGUGGAAUUAGCUACGGCCAUGGAGGAGGAAUUGGAUACGGUUAUGGCGGCGGUAUUGGAAUCGGGUCAGGCAUUGGUCUCGCUUCCGGUAUUGGAAUUGGGUCUGCCUACGGCACCGGAAUCGGUAUUGGUUCCGGUUUAGGCAUUAACGGCGGCCUCGGUACAGCAGCAGCACUUUCCGCAGCGGGCAUACCGACUCGCCACUCGUACUCGGAAAUCAACAAUGGAGUAGCGAUACCGAUCCCACAGGCUGUAGCAGUCGAUGUACCGCGACCAGUACCAGUCGCGGUACCAGUUGGAGUACCGGUCGAUCGACCACGUCCAGUCCCAGUGUCCGUGCCUCAGCCUAUACCACACGUAGUAGCAAGACCAGUACCUGUUCCUGUUAAUCGGCCUGUGCCUUACCCCGUUGCUCAGCCCGUACCGGUAACUGUGACCCAGGGUGUUGGUAUACCUGUACCUCAGCCGGUCCCUGUGGGAGUUCCAGCACCCGUGCCAGUAGGUGUACCACAACCUGUGCCAGUAGCCGUAGGAGGUGGUAUCGGUAUUGGAGCUGGAGUCACCGGUUUUGGUUCAGGUAUCGGCGCUGGAUCCCUUAUUGGGUCGUCAAUUGGUGGUGGAUCAGUUUUAGUCUCUGGAAUUGGAUCGGGAAUUGGGGGGUCAGUGAUAUCUUCGGGAAUUGGGGGGUCAGUGAUAUCUUCGGGAAUUGGAGUAGAGUCGGUUUCUAGUCACGGUUAUGGUGGACACGCACACCUUCAGUCACAUGGACACACCAUCGAACACCAUCAUUAA